AGCAAAAAAUUAUAUCCGUUUUUUGCCCCGAUUGUCCUCCAAUAAAAGUACAUAAAUUAAUAAUAAUACAAUUUAAUCGGUCAUAUUCAAAUUGUGAGGCGCUUAUAUUGGUUGAAAAUAGCGGCACGCGUGACGCUGUCUGUUCUAGUCACUAGUCAAAUAAUUGUCAAACCGCACAUAACCUCAAUCAUUGCUACCCCAAAACUCCAAAGUAAACAUUCAUUCAAUCAGAAAAGUGACUCUUUCUAUUGAAAGUGCUGUUCCCCAACAUGAACAUCAGACUGGAUGUCUAUCCAAAGAGUUGGAAGGAUGCGUGCGUUACCGCCUUUUUGCUAGUGAUAAUUCCAGUGAUUUACUACUUCGAGCUCUAUGUCGUUUUGCCCACUUUUUAUCCACCUUGGGGCCUGGCCUAUCUUUUCCAUUUCGCCGUGGGACACUUCAUUCUGUUCAAUUUGUGCUCGAAUUUGCUGGCAAUUGUUCUAAUCGAUACGAGCAUCGCAGGUAAAAUGCUGCCUACUGAUGGGGUGAACUGGCAUUUUUGCUCGGUCUGCGAAACGUUUGUGCCCGCAAGAUCGUAUCACUGCCCCACUUGCAACGUUUGCAUCUUGAAGCGGGAUCAUCAUUGCAUGUUCACCAGCUGCUGUAUUGGACAUUACAAUCACAGGUUUUUCUUGGUGUUUGUUCUUUAUGUCUUUAUCGCCAUUCUUUAUUCGACAGUUUAUAAUGUACAGUAUAUUUAUCAAUUUAUCACGUUCGACUCCUACUUGUCCCUGCUGAAGAUAGUGUUUCCUUUAACCAUGCUGUUUGUUAAGUGGACUUCGUAUCAGCUUCAGCUUUCUUUAGUGAUUGUAGGUAUUUUAGGCUGUUUGUUUACUGGAGUGCUACUCUACUAUCACCUAAAUUUGAUACUUAACGGUUUUACAACGCAUGAGAGAGGUAGGCAAGUUAGCGUUUAUGAUCAGGGAAAGAUGAACAAUUUGAAAAUCGCCUUAGGAAAUAGAUGGUACUUAGUUUGGAUAAGUCCUUGUAUAGACAGUGUAUUGCCAUGUGAUGGUGCAGUGUGGACAACUAACUUAUCAACCAAAGGCAAAUAAAUUGUGCAAUAAACCAAUCAAGCGACUUAAA
Dendroctonus ponderosae (mountain pine beetle) is the source of this 1125-nucleotide messenger RNA. RefSeq names its product probable palmitoyltransferase ZDHHC24. Gene Ontology annotation, biological process: protein targeting to membrane; peptidyl-L-cysteine S-palmitoylation. Lineage: Eukaryota; Metazoa; Arthropoda; Insecta; Coleoptera; Curculionidae. Gene Ontology annotation, molecular function: protein-cysteine S-palmitoyltransferase activity. The coding region runs from base 270 to 1094 and encodes 274 amino acids. The transcript has a single exon. The record is from RefSeq and is a predicted model, not a curated record. Gene Ontology annotation, cellular component: endoplasmic reticulum; Golgi apparatus.